Messenger RNA from Amborella trichopoda, 2435 nucleotides. RefSeq names its product cryptochrome 3 (gene CRY3). The record is from RefSeq and is a predicted model, not a curated record. Gene Ontology annotation, biological process: photoreactive repair. NCBI's taxonomy places the organism in Eukaryota, Viridiplantae, Streptophyta, Magnoliopsida, Amborellales, Amborellaceae. Gene Ontology annotation, molecular function: FAD binding; DNA binding; deoxyribodipyrimidine photo-lyase activity.
CCGGAAAUAAUGAAUGGUUAAAUAAUUGAAAUGAAUGGUCCAAAAAGUACAAAAAGUAAUGUCUUGUUUUAGCGGUCGAAGAGAGAGAGAGUGAGAUGGAGCUGUGUGAUAUAGAGGUGAUCAAUCUGUGGGCCCUAAGACCACCACGUCAUGGGAAUUUAUCCGUAGGUACAAGAUGGGCCACGUCUCUUUCUCUCUCUUAAUUUAUUCUUAUUGAUAACAGUCUCCCUCCCCCAACUACCAUUAUAAUGAAGUGUAUCAAAAUUAAAGAUGGCAAUCUCUCAAAUAACCCUAUGAUCUGCAUAAAUAUCUGAUGAGAGUUAACAGUAAAGCUCUGCUUUACAAGAGAAACGCUUGUGGGCAUAUCCGUCAUUUAUUACUAACUGCAGUGACCAGGUCUCUUUCUCCCACUAAUCUUUUUCUCUCUCUAAAACCAGCUCGAUUCACCACCUCACUCUCUCUAACAAGUACUCGUUAUCUAUGACUCUUUCUCUCUCAUCCCCCAUCUCUGCCUUCCCACUCAAAAGGCUCUUCUUCCCCACUUCUCUCAAACCCAGCAUCCCCACCCCCGUUUUUCUCUCACUUUCUCUCGCUAAACAUUGCCUAAACAUGUCCAGUGUUCCUGUGUCUCUGCCCAAAUAUGAUUUUCAAACAAAUUGGGAUGUACCCCAGUUCUCUGAUGACCAAAUGGAUGCCGUUGCAGAUGAAACUCUUAAAAGAUACUCUCUGUCUAGAGAUCGCAAAAGAAAUGAGAGUGGUGUGGCAAUUGUCUGGUUUCGAAAUGAUUUAAGGGUCUUGGACAAUGAAGCUCUUUUUCAGGCAUGGAAGUCAUCUCAAGCUAUAUUGCCAGUUUACUGUCUCGAUCCUCGGUUGUUUGGGACCACCCAUUACUUUGGAUUUCCCAAAACUGGAGCAGUUCUACGAGCCCAAUUUCUGAUAGAUUGCCUAGCCAACUUAAAGAAGAAUCUGAUGAAGAGAGGACUCAAUUUGCUCAUACAACAUGGGAAACCUGAAGAUAUCCUUCCGUCAAUUGCAAAAGCUUUUGGAGCCCAUACAGUUUAUGCCCAUCAAGAAACCUGCAGUGAGGAAAUUCUUGUUGAAAAACUUCUUACCAACAGUCUACGAAGAGUGGUUCUGCCACCAGUUGACAUUGCCACUUCGAUUCCUAAAACUCCAAAGCUGCAACUUAUCUGGGGUAGUACUAUGUACCAUCUAGAUGAUUUACCAUUUGGGUCCAGUAACGUACCAGACGUGUAUACCCAAUUUCGUAAGUCUGUUGAAUCUAAAUGCAAAAUCAGAGGUUGCAUCAAGAUUCCACCAUCACUUGGCCCUCUUCCUAGUGGUAGUUUGGAUGAGAUUGGAGGAUGGGGAUGUGUUCCUUCUCUCGACCAGCUUGGCCUUAAUAUGGAAAAGCAUAAUGGUGGAAUGCAUUUUAUUGGUGGGGAAAAUGCAGCUUUGGCUAGAGUGAAUGAAUAUUUUUGGAAUAAGGACCUGUUGCGGGUGUACAAAGAAACAAGGAAUGCGAUGCUAGGACCAGAUUACUCAACCAAGUUCUCACCUUGGCUUGCCUUUGGAUGCCUAUCCCCACGUUAUGCAUAUGAAGAGGUCAAGAGAUAUGAAAAAGAAAGAGUUGCAAACGAUUCAACAUAUUGGGUUUUGUUUGAGUUGAUAUGGAGAGAUUAUUUCAGGUUCUUAUCGAUUAAAUACGCGAACUCCAUCUUUCACCUUGGUGGUCCAAGACGAGUGAAAGGGCUUAACUGGAACCAAGACAUGGCCUUAUUUGAGUCAUGGCGAGAUGGUCGUACAGGGUAUCCACUCAUUGAUGCAAACAUGAAAGAGCUUAACAGCACUGGCUUUAUGUCUAACCGAGGACGGCAGAUUGUCUGUUCAUUUCUGGUCCGAGACAUGGGUUUGGACUGGCGCAUGGGAGCCGAGUGGUUUGAAACUUGCCUUGUGGAUUAUGACCCAUGUUCAAAUUAUGGAAAUUGGACUUAUGGAGCUGGUGUUGGCAAUGAUCCAAGAGAAGAUCGAUACUUCAGUAUUCCGAAACAAGCUCAAACCUAUGAUCCAGAAGGAGAGUAUGUAUCUUACUGGUUGCCAGAGCUCAGAGUCCUUCCAAAAGAGAAGAGGCAUUUUCCAGGGACCUCAUAUAUAAAGCAAGUAGUUCCUCUAAAGUUUGGAAACGCUAACCCUAGAAACAGCAAUCAGUUUAAAGGACAGAGCCAUAGAGGUGGAUUUGAGAGGAGGAAAGGUCAGAGGUCAUAGCAGCUAUAGGGAAAAAGAAAUUUUGAUUGAUAAAUGAAACAGUACAUAAUAGUGUCUGGUGCAUAUUAAUGUUCAUGCAAUUUUUGUAUAUGUGCUUGCGUCCAAGCUUUCAUGGUUGGAAUAUUUAUCGGUUCCAUGUUUAAUACUUAUCGGUUCCAUGUUUUUUUUUU